This is a messenger RNA of Drosophila grimshawi, 5981 nucleotides long. RefSeq names its product transcription elongation factor SPT6 (gene Spt6). Gene Ontology annotation, biological process: transcription elongation-coupled chromatin remodeling; nucleosome organization; positive regulation of transcription elongation by RNA polymerase II. The record is from RefSeq and is a predicted model, not a curated record. Gene Ontology annotation, molecular function: DNA binding; histone binding; nucleosome binding. NCBI's taxonomy places the organism in Eukaryota, Metazoa, Arthropoda, Insecta, Diptera, Drosophilidae. Bases 40 to 5787 code for a protein of 1915 amino acids. The transcript has 6 exons. Gene Ontology annotation, cellular component: transcription elongation factor complex.
UCGUUUUUAGCAUAUAUUUUAGUUAUUUAAUUUAUUAUAAUGGCUGAAUUUCUGGAUUCCGAAGCCGCCGAAUCGGAGGAUGAGGAAGAAUUGGAUGUAAAUGAGCGGAAAAGGUUGAAAAAGUUAAAAGCCGCCGUUGUCGACAGCAGCGAGGAAGAAGAAGAUGAUGACGAGCGAUUGCGGGAGGAGCUUGGAGAUCUGAUUGAUGACAAUCCCAUUGAGGAGGAUGAUGGCAGCGAUAAUGAUUCGGAUACGGGUAGCGGUGGCGAUGAGGAAGGUAGCAGUAACAAGAGGCGAAAAAAGCAUCAGGACGAUGAUCUAGAUGAUCGACUCGAGGACGAUGAUUACGAUCUGAUCGAGGAGAAUUUGGGCGUCAAAGUUGAACGACACAAACGUUUCAAGCGCCUGCGACGGAUACACGACAACGAAAGCGAUGGCGAGGAGCAGCAUGUGGACGAGGGACUCGCCCGCGAACAAAUCGCCGAGCAGCUCUUCGAUGAGAACGAUGAUAGCAUCGAGAGGCGCAGCGAGCGCAGCAUUCGGGAAACGGAUCCAUUUGAUGACGAGGAUAGCGAGUCGGAUGCAGAUGAUUUUAUAGUGGAUGACAAUGGUCGGCCCAUUGCCGAAAAGAAAAAGAAGCGUCGACCCAUAUUUACAGAUGCCUCACUGCAGGAGGGUCAAGAUAUAUUUGGAGUUGACUUUGACUAUGACGAUUUCUACAAGCCCGAGGAGGAUGAGUACGAGGAGGAGUCGGAGGGCGAUGAUUACGAUGAGGAUCUGCUGAGCAGCGAUGAUUUUCGUACCGCGAAAAAGAAGAAGGCACCGAAAAAGAAAUCAACGAAAAAGACAAUAUUCGAUAUAUACGAGCCGAGCGAACUGAAACGUGGCCACUUCACCGACUUGGACAAUGAGAUACGCAAAACGGAUAUACCCGAACGGAUGCAAUUGCGUCAGGUGCCUGUGACACCGGUGCCGGAGGGUUCCAAUGAGCUGAACGAUGAGGCCAAUUGGAUUUAUCGUUUUGCAUUCUGCAAACCAACCGUUUCCGAGCAGGAGAAGGCCGACAGUCGGGAGAAGAUGCGCAAACCGCCAACAGCCGUCAAUAAAAUCAAACAGACGCUCGAAUUUAUACGCAACCAGCAGCUGGAGGUGCCCUUCAUUGCAUUCUAUCGCAAGGAGUAUGUCAAGCCGGAGCUAAACAUCGAUGAUCUGUGGAAGGUUUACUAUUACGACGAGCGAUGGUGUCAGCUCAACGAGCGCAAACGGAAACUGAAGCUGCUGUUCGAGAAGAUGCGACAAUUUCAGCUGGAGACGCUUUGCGAUGAUCCGGAGAAACCGUUGCCCGACGAUGUCCGUUUGAUGCUCGACAGCGAUUUUGAGCGCCUGGCCGAUGUACAGUCCAUGGAGGAGCUUAAGGAUGUCCAUAUGUAUUUCUUACUUAACUAUUCACACGAGCUGCCCAAAAUGCAGGCGGAGCUGCGACGCAAACAGAUGCAGGAGCGGCGGGAGGCACGCGCUCGCCGUCAAGCCUCAGCGGCGGCCAACAGUGAUGGCGAAAAUGGUGGCGAUCCUGCUGCUGCUGCAGGUGCUGGUGGCGAGAAAGCACCAGAUCCAACAAUCGAACUGGAUGACGAGGACGAGGAUGAGUUGGACGAUCAAUUGAAGCAGGCAUCGAACAGCAGUCCGUAUGCCAUAUUCCGCAAGGCGGGCAUCUGUGGCUUUGCCAAGCAUGUGGGUCUAACGCCUGAACAGUUUGCCGAAAAUCUACGCGACAAUUAUCAGCGCAACGAGGUCAACCAGGAGAGUCUCAGUCCCACAGAGCUGGCCAAACAGUAUCUAUCGCCACGCUUCAUGACCGUCGACGAGGUGUUGUAUGCCGCAAAAUAUGUUGUUGCCCGCCAAUUGGCACAGGAGCCGCUGUUGCGCAAAACAAUGCGUGAGGUUUACUUUGAUAGGGCACGCUUGAACAUACGUCCUACGAAGAACGGCAUGGUGCUGAUCGAUGAGAACUCGCCGGUGUAUUCGAUGAAAUAUGUGGCCAAGAAGCCGGUCGGUGAUCUCUUUGGCGAUCAGUUCAUCAAACUGUUGAUGGCCGAGGAGGAGAAACUGCUCGAGAUUCAAUUUCUGGAUGAGUUCGAGGGCAAUGCGAAUGCGAAUGGCCCGCCUGGUGAUUAUAUAACCGAGGCCGCUCAACUCUAUCACCUGGAUCAGUUUGCCAAGAAUGUGUUGGACUGGAAUGCAUUGCGAGCGGAAUGCGUACAGAUGGCGCUCAAGAAAUGGGUGAUACCCGAUCUGAUCAAGGAGUUGCGUGCCACUUUGCACGAGGAGGCGCAACAGUUUGUGUUGCGCUCCUGCAUCGCCAAGCUGUACAAGUGGCUUAAGGUUGCACCGUACAAGCCAGAGAUGCCCCAUCAUCACAAUGCCGAGGAGUGGAGCACAUUGCGCGGCAUCCGUUCGCUGGGCCUUGCUUACGAUCCGGAUCAGUCGGUGGCCGCUUUCUGUGCGAUUGCCAGCGUUGAGGGCGACAUUUCGGAUUAUCUGCGCCUGCCGAGCAUCCUCAAGCGCAAGAGUUCGCACAAUCCCGAGGAGAAGGCACAAAAGUUGGCCGAUUUGCGCAAGUUGCGCGAAUUCAUCAAGCUGAAGAAGCCGCACAUUGUUGUGAUUGGCGCCGAGUCGCGGGAUGCGCAAAUGAUACAGGCGGACAUACGUGAGAUACUCAAGGAUCUGGAGACAAAGGAACAAUUUCCGCCCAUCGAGGUGGAGAUCGUUGACAACGAACUGGCCAAAAUCUAUGCGAACUCCAAGAAGGGUGAAAUCGAUUUCAAGGAAUAUCCACCGCUACUCAAACAGGCCGCAUCGCUGGCCCGCAAAAUGCAGGAUCCUCUCGUCGAAUAUUCGCAAUUAUGCGAUGCCGACGACGAGAUACUCUGUCUGCGCUAUCAUCCGCUGCAGGAGCGUGUACCGCGCGAUCUGCUCCUCGAACAGCUCAGCCUGGAGUUCAUCAAUCGCACCAGCGAGGUUGGCCUCGACAUCAAUCUGAUGGUGCAGAAUUCUCGGACAGUCAAUCUGUUGCAGUACAUUUGUGGUUUGGGACCGCGCAAGGGUCAGGCGCUGCUCAAGCUGCUCAAGCAGAGCAAUCAGCGUUUGGAGAAUCGUACACAGUUGGUAACCGUUUGCCAUUUGGGGCCGAAGGUGUUUAUCAAUUGCAGUGGCUUCAUCAAGAUCGAUACCAGUUCGCUGGGCGACAGCACCGAGGCAUAUGUUGAGGUGCUCGACGGAUCACGUGUCCACCCGGAGACAUACGAAUGGGCACGCAAAAUGGCCAUCGAUGCAAUGGAGUACGAUGAUGAGGAGACAAAUCCGGCCGGUGCUCUCGAAGAGAUAUUGGAGUCACCGGAACGACUCAAGGAUUUGGAUCUGGAUGCGUUCGCUGUCGAAUUGGAGCGUCAGGGUUUUGGCAGCAAGAGCACCACCCUCUACGAUAUAAGGAAUGAGCUGAGCUGCCUGUACAAGGAUUUUCGUACACCCUUCCAGAAGCCCAGCACCGAGGAACUGUUCGAUAUGCUCACUAAGGAGACGCCCGACUCCUUCUAUGUCGGCAAAUGUGUGACGGCAAUGGUGACCGGUUUCACGUAUCGCAGGCCACAGGGCGAUCAGUUGGACACAGCGAAUCCGGUGCGUAUCGAGGACACAGAUAGCUGGCAGUGUCCGUUCUGUCACAAGGAUGAUUUUCCCGAAUUGUCAGAUGUGUGGAAUCAUUUCGACGACAACAAUUGUCCCGGCCAGGCGUCCGGUGUUCGUGUACGGCUCGAGAAUGGUCUGCCCGGUUUCAUACACAUCAAGAAUCUGUCGGACAAACAGGUGCGAAAUCCGGAGGAGCGUGUUCGUGUCACCCAAACGAUUCAUGUGCGAAUCAUUAAGAUCGAUAUUGAUCGAUUCUCCGUUGACUGCAGCUCAAAGUCGGCGGAUCUGAAGGAUGUGAACAAUGAGUGGCGGCCGCGACGCGAUGCCUUCUACGAUUUUGUCACCGAGGAGCUGGACAAUCGCAAGGUGACCGAUGCCAAGGCAAAGGCGCUCAAACGCAAGACCUACGCUCGUCGCGUCAUCGCCCAUCCCAGCUUCUUUAACAAAUCGUAUGCGGAGGUGAUUGCCAUGCUCGCCGAGGCGGAUCAGGGCGAGGUGGCGUUGCGGCCCAGCAGUAAAUCGAAGGAUCAUUUAACGGCCACGUGGAAGGUGGCCGAUGACAUCUUCCAGCACAUCGAUGUCCGCGAGGAGGGCAAAGAGAAUGAGUAUAGUCUCGGUCGCAGUUUAUGGAUUGGCACCGAGGAAUUCGAAGAUCUCGACGAGAUCAUCGCCCGCCACAUCAACCCAAUGGCGCUCAAUGCCCGCGAACUAAUCCAAUACAAAUACUACAAACCGAACACGGCCGCCGCCAAUGUGAAUGAGCGCGAUUUUAUGGAGCAGCUGUUGCGCGAGGAGAAGACCCGCGAUCCGAAGAAGAUCCAUUAUUUCUUUACCGCCUCGAAGAGCAUGCCCGGCAAAUUUCUGCUCGCCUAUCUGCCCAAGACGAAGGUCCGGCACGAGUAUGUCACCGUGAUGCCGGAGGGCUAUCGGUUUCGCGGUCAAAUCUUUGAUACGGUGUCCAGCCUAUUGCGCUGGUUCAAGGAGCACUGGCUGGACGCACCGACGGCGAGCAUGUCUGCUGGCACCGCUGGCGCCACACCGUCCAGCAAUACGCCAAUCAAUUCGCACAGCAUGAUGCGACCACCAAACUCAUCCUCCUCCUCAGCAUCGCUGAGUUCGAUUGGUGCUGGUGUUGGUGGUAUCGGUGGCAAUUUCAGUACCUCGGGCAGCAUCUCGGGCGGCACACCGCGCAGCGGCAUCAGCAGCACCGAUAUGCGCACCUCCAGCGCCUACUCCGUAACGCAUUCCAUGGGUGUUGGUGGCGGCGGCGGUGGCUAUAGCAGCACUGCUGGCUUGGCUGGCAAUAUGUCCUCGUCGGCGGCAGCUGCAGCGGCUGCAGUCGCUGCUGCUGUUGCUGUCGGACAUUAUGGUGGCAGUGGCACGCCCACAUUUGGUGCCCACAUCAAUACACCGUAUACGCCCAGCGGGCAGACACCGUUCAUGACGCCAUACACGCCGCACGCCUCGCAGACGCCGCGCUACGGCCACAAUGUGCCCAGCCCCAGUUCGCAGUCGAGCAGCAGCCAGCGUCAUCAUUAUGGCGGUGGCAGCAGCACAACGCCCCGCUAUUAUGAUAUGGGUGCACCCAAUGCCUACAAUAGCAGCACCAGCAGUAUGUCACAUCAUCACCACCACCAUCAUCACCAGCAACAACAGCAGCAGCAGCAACAUCAUCAUCAUCUGCAACAGCAGCAGCAACAGCAGCAGCAUCAUCAUCAUCACCAGCAGCAGCAGCAGCAACAACGCGCCAAAGAGAAUCACGACUGGCAGCUGGCAAAUGAUUCCUGGGCGCGACGCAAGCCACAACAUCAUCAACAGCAGCAGCAGCAACAACAGCAACUUGGCAAUGUUAGCAUGUCCAGCUCGACGGGCGGCGGUGGCGGUAGCGGUGGCUAUGGCUCCGGCUCGACACCCACCAAUGAGUAUCAUACGAGCAGCUCAAAUCGCAGCGCCUCAGCUGCGUCGGCGUCAGCGGCCAGUGGCGGCGGAGGCGGUGGCAACUCCUCAUCAUCCAAGUCGUCGGUGCGGAGUACGCCGCGCACAAACACAUCGCCGCACUCCAUGAAUCUUGGCGAUGCCACGCCCCUCUACGAUGAGAACUAAAAUCGAAGCGGGCACGUUUUGUGGAUUUCAUAAUAUAUAUAUAUAUAUUUAUACAUACAUAUAUAUAUAUAUAUAUUAUAUAUAUACAUAUACAUAUACAUAUAUAUAUUCAUAAGUUUAAAGUACAUACAUUACUCUGUACACUCUCAAAUUAAGCAAAAAGUUAACUCAACGCAAGAAAAAAAGAAGCAUAA